Anopheles moucheti is the source of this 1405-nucleotide messenger RNA. RefSeq names its product protein lifeguard 1-like. The coding region runs from base 112 to 978 and encodes 288 amino acids. Lineage: Eukaryota; Metazoa; Arthropoda; Insecta; Diptera; Culicidae. Gene Ontology annotation, cellular component: membrane. The transcript is spliced from 4 exons. The record is from RefSeq and is a predicted model, not a curated record.
UUUGUGACGUCUGUCGUUUGGUGAAGGAAAAAACAGAAUCUUCAUAAAAUUUAUAAAAUUAGUCAUAUAUUUGUUUAUUGCUCCAUUCAGUGAUAUAUUUGCUGCGUAACAAUGCAAGGAGAUCAGCAACAAUUUUUCAGUAGCUCGUCGUACCCACAACAGCCGGGAUAUGGUAUCGGAUUUGCACCGCAGCCCGGCGUGCAACCCGGUAUGCAGCCGGGAAUGCAUCCAAGCGCGUUCGCGUCUUCAGCGGGAACGCCGGAAGGGUAUUCACCGUACGACGCCGAAUCUGCAUCGGUAAAAGGGUUCGAUUUCAAUGAUCAAACCAUUCGCCGCGGUUUCAUCAGGAAAGUGUACGCCAUUUUGACUCUGCAACUGUCGAUUACGUUCGUUUUUGUUGCUUUCGUGACGAACCAUAACCCAACCAAGUUAUGGGUGCGACAACACCCCGGCAUGUUCUGGGUAGCAUUUAUUGUGAUGUUUGGCACGCUGAUCGCUAUCUCAUGCUGCGGAGAGCUGCGUCGAAAGGCACCGGCCAAUUUCAUGUUCCUGGGACUGUUUACAUUUGCAGAAUCCUUCCUGGUAUCGAUGGUGGCGGCUAGCUACAGCUCGCAAGAGGUCAUGAUAGCAUUCGGUAUAACGGCAGCCGUCUGUCUCGGGCUGACACUGUUCGCUUUCCAGACCAAAUGGGAUUUCACAAUGAUGGGCGGUAUUCUGUUCACGGCCGUGCUGGUCCUGUUCCUUUUCGGACUAAUUGCGAUGUUUAUUCCGGGCAAGACGAUUCAACUGAUUUACUCUUCCCUUGGUGCUCUGCUUUUCUCAUUCUAUCUUGUGUACGAUACACAAAUCAUGAUGGGAGGAAAUCACAAGUUCUCGAUCAGCCCGGAAGAGUACGUGUUUGCUGCCCUCUGUCUGUAUCUGGAUGUUAUUAACAUUUUCCUCCACAUCCUGUCGAUUAUUGGUGCAUCGCGGAAUUGAAGCGUUCACCAACAUUUGUCAAUGUAUUUCUUUGUAUUCAAAUAUGUUGUAUUCUGUGCAGAUAGUUUUGCACACGUUCGACGAACAGUGAAUGGUAGUAGUGUACUGUGCAAAUAUUGCCAUUCUUUGAUCUAAACUUCGGCCUGUUCAGUAACGAUUCAAAUUAAUCCAAAGUAGUCGUACGAACACGGCGCAUACACACACUCUUCGGAACCAUUUUUAAUCCAACCGUGGCCAAUCUGUUAAUCACGUCAACAUCGUGCAUGAGGAUACCUCUCAAUAUAUUAAUUUGUACUUACUCCAUCAUGUGCAGACCAGUACGGUCCACUCGUUAGCAUAACGAGCGUAAUUAUUGAUUGUGGGUAAAAGGAAAUAAACUAUCGUAACGAAGUUGAACUACUGACAAUGUAUAAUAUAAAACGAUGAU